UUUCUUUUAUUCUUAUUAAAUGUAUGCAAGUGUGAGAUGUUUCCAUUAGGAUCUUUGUAGAGAUCAAAGUUUUGUGAGCAAAAACUGCAUGCACUUUAAUUAUAUUACAGAAUAAAUUAAAAUAUUACUAUAAAAGGUUUGUGUUUAUAGUGACAGCUAUGAUCUUCUUCCUCUUCUUAAUCUUAUUCUUGUUCAAUUCAGUACAUGCAUAAUAUAUGUGUAAGAAAUUUCUUUUUCUUUCUCUAAACACAGAAACACACAAAUAAAUAAAUGUAUGUAGAUGUGAGAACAUUUCAUUUGUAUAGUUCUAGAGGACUUUUCAUGUGUUUAUCUCAUGGCAUUUAUCCAGCUAUGGUGUUUGUUAACAUUUGGUUUCCAGUUUCUGAGGAUGAGCAUGAGUGACAAGACUCUGAACGUACAUAACAGAACUCUUAGUAACCGCCUAUUAGCGUCUUAGCUCGUCAUGGGAGGACAGAUCAGCUGUCCUCGCUGUGCAUGUCAUUUCCCGAUCACCAUACAGCCAAAAAAGAGCGCGAAUCGAAGCCACACGCCAGGUGCGCUCUAAACAGCCAUGACAGUCGAGGGUUUGGCAAAUCACUAGGUAUGUUAUGAUGAAUAACACACACACACACACACACACACACACACACACUAGCAUCACCUCGCUCAGUAACAUCACACACACCAUCCUGUUCUUUUCUGUUCUCGACUUCAGAAUGCGCUGUUGCCAUGGUGACGGAAUGGCGCACACUCUGUCUUGCUUUCACUCUAUUCUCUUUUUCUUUUUUUCUGCACGCGGAUGUAUGGGCGACGUAACCAUCUAGAUCCACCGCUCGCCUGGAUCAAAUACAUGUACUGCUGUCAUGAUAAUGAUCAUUUAAUGGCAAAAAAUACAACCUCAAGCUGUGUUUUUUCCCUCCAGUAUGCACCUUAAACAUGUUCUUUCUCUUUCAGCUCUGUUCUCAUCGUUUGUUUCUCCUCAGGAGGAGAAGCACUAGGAUUUCUGCCAUGAAAUCUCUCUAAGAGGAGAAAAGCUGCGAAACCUAGAAAAUCUACACCCACCCACGGGCAGGAGACAGGGGGAGAGAGAAAGAGAGAGAGAGAGAGAGAGAGAGAGAGAGAGAGAGAGAGAGAGAGAGAGAGAGUGAGUGGAGGGGAGCGUGAAAGAGUGGGGGGAGAAAGAGCGAGGGAUAACAGUCGAUGGAUGCUGCUUGGACGCUCUGGACGGUACAAUCUUCAGUGACAAGGACCAGAGAGCUGAAGGGAUGGAUGGGAAGGGAAGAAACAUUCCUCCAGCCAUGGUGUGGUGCGAGCGGGGAAUUCAGGUGCUUCUCACCACUGUGGGAGCAUUCGCAGCCUUCGCCUUGAUGACCGUGGCCAUUGGCACGGACUACUGGCUGUACGCUCGGGCCUUUAUCUGCAACAGCACUGCCAACUCCUCUCAGGAUGACCCCCACAACAAGGACAAGAAGGAUCCUGGAGCCCUCACCCACUCCGGCCUCUGGAGAAUUUGCUGCCUGGAAGGAUUGAAGAGAGGAGUAUGUUCCCAGAUUAAUCAUUUCCCAGAUGAUGCUGAUUAUGAUCAGGAUGCUGCAGAGUACCUUUUACGUGUAGUCAGGGCCUCCAGUAUAUUUCCUAUCCUCAGUGCCAUAUUAUUGCUGCUAGGUGGAGUGUGUGUGGCUUCUAGUCGGUUCUACAAAACCAAAAGACACAUCAUUUUGGGAGCAGGCAUUUUGUUUGUAGUGGCAGGCCUGAGCAACAUCAUAGGUGUCAUUGUAUACAUCUCGGCAGCUCUCAGCGACAUCUCUCCCAAAAAGGACGAGGACAAGAAGUGGCAUUACUCCUACGGCUGGUCCUUCUACUUCGGCGGCUUGUCGUUCAUCCUGGCGGAAGUGGUGGGCGUGCUGGCCGUCAACAUCUACAUCGAGCGCAACAAAGAACUGCGCUGCCGCUCGCGCACCGACCUCUUCCGCAGCACGACCUCAGCUGUGUUACGCCUGCCAGGAUACCGCUUCCGCCGGCGCUCCUCUCGCUCCAGCUCACGCUCCACAGCGGAGCCGACCCGCUCCCGUGAGCAGUCCCCCACCUCCGCCAUCGCACCCAAGAACUUCGGCCCACCCCUGGCCGCCGGCCCACCGCCCUUUUCGGUAGCCACGCUUCCCAAUCCGCACACACACUCCGGAGGAGGCAUGGGGGAUAUAUCCAUGUACACACUCGGCAGGGAAGGUAAGCCGCCCAUGUACGGUACAGUCGACCGGGCCACACUCUAUCAGCUGCACAAUUACUUUCCGAAAGAGGGCGGUGGCGGAGCGCUCAUGACGGGAACGCUGCCCUCUCUCUCUAAGUCGAACCUAGCUGCAUCGACCAACGCCACCCUCAACACCUCGUCUUCCUCCGGCCCCCAGCAGGCGCCGAUGUCCGCCGGCUCCUCCGCCACCAUGGAGAGGGAUCGAGGGAUGGGAACCUUGGAUCGGCUUGGCAAAGGAGACAGUUCAAACACUAACACUCUCAACAGGAGAACAACACCUGUGUAACGAAAGACUGGAGGGGGAGGGAAGAGUGAUGGGGAAAAGAAGCGAUUACAUGAACGGGAAGUAAAAUGGGAACGGGGAACAGGAGAGGGAAAAACGAGCAAGAAAGGGCUGAGAAAGAAAGCAAGGACCGCUUGCAAGACGACAAAGAAGUGAAUAAGAAGGCAAUACAUUCUCUUUUUUUCUAGUUUUUGAACAUGGUGACUUGAGUAACAGAAUUCCAUCCGCACUACUUAUUGAUUCAUGUUGAAAUACUCGAUGUGUGUGAUGGUGAUCUUUCAGUUCUUCGAGCUCUUUCAAUUCCCGUGCUUUAUCAUCAGGUUAUGCCUGUAACUUAUUUAGCAUUCCAAUAUAGUUGAUGUUUUUUUUUUUAUUAUUAUGCUAAUUGUUAUUGCUGGGUUAACUUAUACAUUCUACAUUUUUAUCAAAGUAUUUCGUUUUUGCACAAUUAUCCAUUUUAAUUUAUUUCCUCUCGAUUGAUGAACUCAAACUGUGAUUUUUUUCUUGCACAUGUUGACACUAUAUUUCAUGAUGUCAUUCAGUGUCAAGCGUGUGUUAAUUCUGCGAAAGUGCGACGACUAUUAUGAUGACAUUUUUUAGUUUUUACAAAGAUUGUUAAUAUUUAGACCUGUGGAAUUUUUCAUUGUAACCGUAAGUGUACAAGUAGUUAAGUCUUCAUAUAAAUAUAUUUGAUUUAUUUAUCAAAAAAAGAUAAUAAUUAUAAUGGACUACUUUUGAGACUGAAAGUCAAAAAGAGAAAAAGAAAGAGGCAGAAUACAGAAGUGAAAGGCAUUCAUUCCAGGGGAGCAAUACUUAUACCUAAAAAACCUCACCAGAAAAGACAAAAAAAUCUAUUAAAUAUAUAGUAUAUUAUGAACAAAAAAACUUUUUUGGUAAAAUAAAAUAUAUUCUAUGAAUGUGUAAAACUGAGAUAUAUGUGCAUACUGUUAGCAGUUUUGACUGCAGCAUAUUAUUUUCAAGUUUAUUUGUAACUUUGUAUGCAUGAUUCAUAUCUAAUAUAUGAUAUAUUCA
Molecule: messenger RNA, 3563 nt
Organism: Carassius carassius (crucian carp)
Lineage: Eukaryota; Metazoa; Chordata; Actinopteri; Cypriniformes; Cyprinidae
Product: voltage-dependent calcium channel gamma-4 subunit-like
Exons: 5
Coding region: 1266-2534 (422 amino acids)
Biological process (GO): neurotransmitter receptor internalization; regulation of AMPA receptor activity; calcium ion transport
Cellular component (GO): AMPA glutamate receptor complex; postsynaptic density membrane
Molecular function (GO): voltage-gated calcium channel activity; channel regulator activity
Source: RefSeq, a predicted model, not a curated record